GUUUGGGUAACCCCGGGUUUCGGGCGUCUUGGUGCUGAUUUGAGGCUCGAAGAUGCUGUUGGAGCCCUUCCAGAGGGUGAGGAAGGUCCUGCUCACGCCAGCGCGGUUCUUCCCGGCGGGAGCGGAGCGCUGCAGCCCCGGGCCCGCCCUCCGCGGGGGUGGUGCCGGCGGCGGCGGCGCGGGGGGCCGGGAGCGGAGGAUGCUGCUGCCGCUCCUGCUGCUGCUGCCGGCGCUGGCCGAGGGGCAGCGGGCGGCGGUGCUGCGGCUGGGGCUCCAGGGCAGCCCCCGAGGGGAGGUGAGCCCGGCUUUCCUCUCCCUCACGCUGGAUGCCAGCCUCGCCCGGGACCCGCGCUAUGUCGCCUUGCUCAGCAACUCCAAACUGCGUGCCCUGGCAACGGCCCUGUCCCCAGGUUUCCUGAGGUUUGGUGGCACUGAGACAGAUUUUCUUAUCUUUGAUCCCAACAAGGAUUCAACUUCAGAAGAAAAAAUCCUCUGGGAACUUCAGGCACAGCAAGAGGCUUGUGGCUCGAAACCUGCAUUUGCUGCUGUUGAGAAGCUGCUGCUGGCCCAAUGGCCUAGCCAGGAGAAGCUGAUUCUUGCCGAACAGAACCGGAAAAAGCACAAAAACACCACCAUUACAAGAAAUACACUGGAUAUUCUCUACAGCUUUGCAAACUGCUCAGGGUUUCACCUGAUCUUUGGACUCAACGCCUUGCUGCGGAAAGGUGGCUUGCAGUGGGACAGCUCGAAUGCCCAGGAAUUGUUGGACUACUGUGCUUCCCAGAGGUACAACAUCUCCUGGGAGCUUGGGAAUGAGCCCAACAGCUUCAGGAAGAAAUCUGGCAUCCACAUCGAUGGCUUCCAGCUGGGGCAAGAUUUUAUUCACUUACGCCAGCUCCUGAAUAACUAUGCCCUCUACCAGCAUGCCAAGCUCUAUGGUCCCGAUGUUGGGCAGCCCCGAAAGCACACUCAGAGACUGCUGAGAAGCUUCCUGAAAUCGGGAGGGAAGGUCAUCGACUCAGUCACAUGGCACCAUUACUAUGUGAAUGGACGGAGUGCAACAAGGGGGGAUUUCUUGAGCCCUGAAGUGCUGGAUUCCUUUGCCGCAGCCAUAUAUGAAGUCCUGGAGAUUGUUGGUGGGACUGUUCCAGACAAGAAGGUCUGGCUGGGAGAGACAAGCUCUGCCUAUGGAGGAGGAGCUCCCAGACUGUCUAACACUUAUGUUGCUGGCUUUAUGUGGUUGGACAAACUCGGGCUUUCAGCCAGGCAGGGGAUUGAUGUGGUGAUGAGACAGGUUUUCUUUGGGGCAGGGACCUAUCACCUGGUGGAUGCCAACUUUGAGCCUUUGCCGGACUACUGGCUCUCUCUGCUCUACAAGAAGCUGGUGGGUACCAAGGUGCUGCAGGUCGGCCUGGCAGGCGCUGACAAGAGGAAGCUCCGUGUCUACCUCCACUGCACAAACAGCCUCAACCCAAAGUACAGAGAAGGGGAUGUGACACUGUUUGCCUUAAACCUCUAUAAUGUUACCCAACAUUUGGAGCUACCGAAUUACCUAUCGAGCAAGCACGUGGAUCAGUACCUCUUAUUGCCUCAUGGCAAAGAGAACAUUCUUUCCAGGUCUAUUGAGCUGAAUGGCCAUGUGCUACGGAUGCUGGAUGACGAAACACUGCCAGAGCUUAUGGAAAAGCCCCUUGGUCCCGGCACCCUGCUCGGCCUUCCAGCCUUUUCCUAUGGCUUUUAUGUUAUCAAAAAUGCCAAAGCUAUUGCUUGCAUUUAAGUGGUCAAUACACACACUCAGGAUAAAUGAAAAGCACUUAGCUAGUAGGGAAUUCUAAUCCUAGAAAUUCACAUUUCUACCACGGGAUUUAAUUCUGGUAAGGGAUGCAAAUGUUGUAGCACUAGUAUGAACUGAGAGCUGGGGAAGACAUAAGAUCCCACUGGGUAAUUGGUACGUGAAAGAUCCCAGGAGAAUUAUCCAGGUAGAACAAGACCAGGCAGGGACUGGUUUUGCUCUUGAUCCAGCCUAUCACUGUGUUUGAGCAUGGAAUCCUCCUCCACACCAUGCACAGAGCCACAUCAGCUUCUCACACUGCUUGGGGCUCUGGCAGCCCAGGCACUGCAACCUCCCAUCUCCCUCUCAUUUCUGCAAGCACAGCUCCUAAAGCAGUUUCUUCAAAAGCUUGCCUUUAGAAAGGAUGAGCAGGGUUUUCAUUUCAGCUGCACAGCUGUGACUUUGCACCAUGUGGGGAAGCCUGAGAGGGGGUUAUGGUUGCUGAGGGUAUCUUGGGGUGGAAAGUGUGGACAUGCAAAGCAAACCACGGUCAGGGUGUUUGCACGGGGAAAGGCCACGCAGAGAAACCAGAUCCUCUAUCAGAUUUGGGGUGGCGCCACACAUUUUUCUCAAGCCAGGGGAGUUCAGUCACAAGAUGGAGCUGUGGCCAUGUGCUUUCCAAAGGCGAGUUGUUGGCGCAGGAAAUGCAGGCUGUUCCUUUAGGGUGGUCUGCCUCUGCCAUCACACACUUCCUCCCUGCAAGGAAAGGAGAGGAGCCUGCCAGCGCCCUGGCAAUAACCCUCUGUGCUCAGGGGGCUGCACUGUGAGAGUUUGUGACUCCUUAACCUGCACCGCCCUGCAGGCAGCUCAGCUGGAAAGGACUUCCCUGAACCUAUGCACGGGUGAAGCUCUCUCUGCUUUACACUCCCUAACCUCGCGGAAACGGCAUAGGAAAGAGGCUGAGCAAACCACUCACCCCUCAACCACCAGAGGGAUAUCAGUGGCCUUAGAGCAUCCUGGGGACAGAACUGCCCAGCCAGGCUCACAUCCUUCCUACUGGGAGAACAGCGAUUUUGGACAGAAAUCUAUGUUGGUGGUGGCUUUUCUCCCCAGCUGUGCCUUCACCAUUUUUGCAGUUGGCUGUGCCAGCAAUAGCUCCCUGUGGCACACAGGCUGCUGGUCCCCAGAGCAACAAAAGGCCUCGGACAGUAGCUGUGGCCACCUGCACAUAUUUAUUUGCAUCUACUUUUCUUGAAGGUAACCCACACAACUGUCAAUGCCUUAUGAUAUUUUGAGCACAGCAGGGAAGAACAACUCCACAUGACUGUACUUCCCUUUUUAAGGUUUAAAAAGAUGCUACCAGCUACAUGGGACUUAAUGUAGGGCAGGGAACCUUUUUUUAAUGAGAGUACUUUUGAAACUGAUGUACUUUUGUAGCUGUGAUGACAACCUGCACACUAAAAAGGUUAUACUUGAGUUCAGUGUGUCAAAGGAGUGUGUGCAUCCACAGAUGCAUUCUGUGAAGGGUUAUGUAUCAGGGGAUAACACAGAUCAGAAAUGAGGAAGGCUGAGUUUGUUUAUGUUGUCCAAGUUCCAUAAAAGAAGUAAAGAGAGUAUAAGACGGAGUGGAAAGUCUUACGUACAGUCAGUAUAAAGUUAAUAAUAUCUUAUUAUUGUUAUUAAAAUAUAAGUUACAACUAAAACAUCAAAGUUAUUAUUUGUCUGGUAGCUUCUUUUUAGAACUCUUCUAAAAAUUUUGUUUAUUCCAAUGCUUGUGGGUUUUGUAUUUGAAGAUUUUAAUUAAAACUAUUUAUACCA
Messenger RNA from Corvus hawaiiensis (hawaiian crow), 3589 nucleotides. RefSeq names its product heparanase (gene HPSE). Gene Ontology annotation, cellular component: extracellular matrix; membrane. Gene Ontology annotation, molecular function: hydrolase activity, acting on glycosyl bonds. Lineage: Eukaryota; Metazoa; Chordata; Aves; Passeriformes; Corvidae. The record is from RefSeq and is a predicted model, not a curated record.